AUGAGCGAUUUAUAUUUCGCAGUGGUGUGUUCUUCAAACAUGAACAGAAGCAUGGAAGCCCAUGCUUUUCUUGUAAAGAAAGGAUUUAAAGUAAAAUCAUUUGGAACUGGGGAGAAAGUAAAACUUCCUGGUACUUCGGCUGAUCGACCUAAUUGUUACGAAUUUGGUGUUCCUUAUGAUGAUAUCUACAAAGAUUUAAUGGAGAAAGAUAAAUCAUAUUACACACAAAAUGGACUUUUGCAUAUGCUUGACCGAAAUCGUCGGAUUAAACCAAGCCCAGAGCGAUUUCAAGCAUCAAAUGAAAUUUUUGAUGUAAUCAUAACAUGCGAGGAAAGAGUUUAUGAUCAAGUCAUUGAAUGGUUUGUCUCCAGAAAAUCUAUUUGUAACCAGCCUGUCCAUAUAGUAAAUAUAGAUAUUCAAGAUAAUCAUGAAGAAGCUACAAUAGGUGCCUUUCUUAUUAGUGAUAUGGUUACUAAAAUGUCCCAAAGUGAUGAUUUAGACAAUGAUAUUGACGAGCUGUUGCAUGAUUUUGAAGCAAAAUGCAAUAGACCCAUAUUAAAUAGCAUAAUGUUUUAUUAA
This is a messenger RNA of Pieris macdunnoughi, 579 nucleotides long. NCBI's taxonomy places the organism in Eukaryota, Metazoa, Arthropoda, Insecta, Lepidoptera, Pieridae. The record is from the annotation of a GenBank genome assembly.